Messenger RNA from Notodromas monacha, 360 nucleotides. The record is from the annotation of a GenBank genome assembly. Lineage: Eukaryota; Metazoa; Arthropoda; Ostracoda; Podocopida; Cyprididae.
AUGUCCCUGAAGUUGCGUCCGUGUUUAACUUUUCUGAAACAUCGCGCGUUGUGGUUCCGGACCCCGCGGAGAUCAUGCAGCAACCUCGAGGACGAUGAGAAGCGCGGCGGGUUCGCGAAGGCCUUCGAGAAAUACACGGAUCCGGAGUUUCUGGAGCCCAAGAAGCCGGCCCAGGCAACCCCGAAGCAGGAUCUCAAGUUUGCGACUCUGUUGCGCAACAGUCGAUUGAUGCAGAUUGGCGACCCCGAAGGUGCUGUGGUGACCGGAGAAAUUUAUCACGUUGUCGGCGAUGACUUGUACGUGGAAUUCGGGUGGAAGUUUCCGUGCGUCGUGCGGCGACCUGAGCGGAAUGCAGAGUGA